GUAGUCUAGAAUUAUAUUCUGCGAGCGCAAUCCCAGCGGCGGUGGAUGAGAUGUCCUGCGAUUUUGCUAGACCAGCAGCAUCUCCACUAUUUCAUUUGCACAGCUCCCGUGGACCGAGAAGAACAUCGCACGAACUACAUCCUUCUUCUUAAAGUCCUAAUCCUCUGCUAUUUCAGUACCCAAGAAAUUGGGGAGAGGAUAGGAUCUUCAUCCAUUCCGUGGCGCAGGAUCUCACAUUCCCACGAAUCCCCAGAUGCCUACAUUGCUGGAGCCCAGGGGCGAGAGUCCGACUUCAAUCUAGAAAGCCUCCGGUCGGUCUGCAAUGAUUAUGUACUAUCUAGAGUAGAACACGGUUCCAGCAAACAGACAUAGAAACUCCACCGUCGGACAGUCGGACUUAACAGCAUCAAAGUCCGUUCAACUCUAUUUGUCAGCUGGAAGUGUCGAUCUCCGAAGGCUAUUACUUAGGCUUUCGAUGACGGACCUUACGUCGGUAAAUGCGGAACCUUAGGUCAGAAGAGUAAAAGCGAGCUCUAUAUAAGAGAAGCUGAUGAUCUUCUGGUUACUGACCUCCUCAUUCCUCCACUGCCAUCUUUCAAAGAUCAUCUAACCUCGA
This is a messenger RNA of Aspergillus novofumigatus IBT 16806, 616 nucleotides long. RefSeq lists its product as uncharacterized. The transcript has a single exon. NCBI's taxonomy places the organism in Eukaryota, Fungi, Ascomycota, Eurotiomycetes, Eurotiales, Aspergillaceae. Bases 46 to 372 code for a protein of 108 amino acids. The record is from RefSeq and is a predicted model, not a curated record.